Linnemannia hyalina is the source of this 1362-nucleotide messenger RNA. Lineage: Eukaryota; Fungi; Mortierellomycota; Mortierellomycetes; Mortierellales; Mortierellaceae. The record is from the annotation of a GenBank genome assembly.
AUGGCUUCUCCACUCAGCGCAUCAGGUCCUACAAGCUUCGGGCAGGGUUACUCCCUCUCCGCUUCCUCCUCGCCCUCCUCCCCUUCUGCAUCAACUCCUCCCAUCCCUCCACCAACUUCAAGGCAGCUACAGCAGCAACAACAGCGCAAAGAAAUCCUCAACUACUCCGCACCCUGGCCCGUCUACGGCCUCGACUGGUCAAACCAGCCCACCGAACGCGAAGCACUUCGACUCGCCGUUGGCAGUUUCAUAGAAGAUGGCAGUAACAAGAUUCAAAUCAUCACACUGCCAGAGUUCGCGGGUAUUGAGGAUAGAGACUACAACCCCAACUCGAUGUCGGACUGGGUGCCUAUUGCAGAGACCAACCACCAACAAUACCCUGUUACGAAAAUCAAGUGGGAGCCCUACAAGGGCGGACAUCGGUCGUUUGAUUUGCUGGCGACAACAGGAGACUACCUUCGACUUUGGGAACUGAAGGAGGACACGGAGAGCACUAACUCUGGAAGCAACACGAUAGGCAGACGGCCAGCACAUGGCGUCCAGCAACAGCUCGCCCAGAGAGCUGUCCUCGCCAAUACCAAGGCAAACUUUUGCGCACCAUUGACGUCGUUUGACUGGAACACCUACGACCCCUCGUUAAUUGUCACCAGCUCGAUUGAUACAACCUGCACAGUCUGGAAUGUGGAGACGAACCAGGCAAAGACCCAGCUGAUUGCCCACGACAAGGAGGUGUACGACGUGACGUUUGCGGGGAACAACGCCGAUAUUUUUGCAAGUGUGGGAGCAGACGGGAGCGUGCGCAUGUUUGAUCUCCGCGCAUUGGAGCAUUCGACCAUUAUUUACGAAACUAGUUCGUCGAGCCCAGCCAUGCCUGGAUCAAGUCCCAACUUGCAGACAGGGGCUCAACAGUCAGUGCCGCUUGUACGACUCGCCUUCAACAAACUCGACACCAACUACCUCUCGACGUUUCAUAUGGACUCUUCCAGUGUUCAGAUUCUGGACAUCCGUGUUCCUGGCAUUCCUGUCUCUGAACUGCGCGGACACAAGGGAGUACUCAAUUGCAUGGCAUGGUCCCCCAUCGGCAGCACCGAAAUCGCCACCGGCAGCGAUGAUCAUCAAGUGUUUAUCUGGGAGGUCAAUCCGUCAAGGCAAGAUCGGGAGGAGCUGGACUUCCACCAUAGCAAGUCGGCGUCGAGCAACAAGGCCAAGAGUCCAGCCCCAACCCCCUCAACGCGUGUAUUGCACGAACCCUUCCGUGCGGCGAAUGUGGGAGGCGAGGUCAACCAAUUGGCCUGGUCCAGUGCCAGUCCUGACUGGAUUGCUGUUGGUUUUGGAAGGACAGUUCAAGCCCUGCGUCUCUAG